GCGGUGUCGGUUGACUCAGACCCUUCGCAGCCACAUCCGUCCAUUCACGUUCCGGUUCCGACGCUCCCGAUGGUACUUCGGAGUAAAAGCAGCGGUGCUGUCAUGCACUCAAAAGAAGACACCAGCGAGUAUGUCAAAACAAAAUUUAAGCCCGAGGAUCGCCGGGCCAUGAGCCCACGGAGAUCAGGCGAGAAUAUUGAGGCGUUGAUUCGUGAGCUGCGUGCUGAUCUUAGCAGGCAUGCGAAGCUGUUGCGAGAGUCGCUAGAUCUCACUCUUACCCGCAUCGAGACUGUCAAGUCACUACAUGACAAGCUGGAUAAGGGCAACAAGCUCAUGAAAACUUAUAUUGAGGAUUUGGUGAGAGCGACUAAGCCCAUGGCUUCGGGAGGCCACGAGAUCUGA
This is a messenger RNA of Ilyonectria robusta, 402 nucleotides long. RefSeq lists its product as uncharacterized. The transcript is spliced from 2 exons. NCBI's taxonomy places the organism in Eukaryota, Fungi, Ascomycota, Sordariomycetes, Hypocreales, Nectriaceae. The annotation marks the transcript as partial. The record is from RefSeq and is a predicted model, not a curated record.